GAAGCAACAUGAUGAAAUUCGCAUUCGCCCUCGUCGCAGUCCUGGCUUUGGCCAGCCCCCUGCAAGCUUACAAUGUUCCACGUACAGGAACCGGUGUCCUGGCUGACGACGUGCAGGAGUUUGUCGAUCUCCUGCCAAUGGACGAAGUAAUCAAAAUCAUCCAUCGUUACGUUACCACUGACAGUGAUGUCCAAGCUGUGAUAAAAUUCAUGCACUCCAACGAAUUCAAACAAUUGGUCACCGAAAUCGAAACCAUGCCCGAAAUCCAGCACAUCAUGAACUACAUGCAGAAAAAUGGACUGGACAUCUACCAGGUGGUGAACCACAUUAACAAGUACCUCGAUCUCGAACCAUUGACACCACCAACCAACGUCCGAAUGGUGAGGGCCGCCGGUGGUAUCCGCGGAAUGCUCGACGAGGUUAAGGCCCUUGUACCCAAGGAGAAGAUCCGGGAACUGUACAAACAGAAAUUGGCUACAUCCAAAGUGUUUGCCGAGUUAGUCGCUCAAGUGAAAUCACCGGAAUUCCAGAACGUCGCCAAUAAACUAUGCGAUAACGCUACCUUCAAACACAUGUUGAGCGAAGCCAAAAAGGCCCAAGUCGAUGUCGAAGGUGUGAUCAGUUUAAUCGAGAACAGAUUGGGCGUUAAGAUCCCCUGCAGAGUAUGAAGUGACAUACCUUUGAUUCUUACUGACAACGCUUGAUUUACUCAUUGAUUUAAUUUUAUGCAAUCAAUAAGUGAAAUUAUAAUACU
Molecule: messenger RNA, 754 nt
Organism: Osmia bicornis bicornis
Lineage: Eukaryota; Metazoa; Arthropoda; Insecta; Hymenoptera; Megachilidae
Product: protein G12-like
Exons: 2
Coding region: 9-668 (219 amino acids)
Source: RefSeq, a predicted model, not a curated record